Peromyscus eremicus (cactus mouse) is the source of this 372-nucleotide messenger RNA. RefSeq names its product transmembrane protein 14C-like. Gene Ontology annotation, biological process: regulation of heme biosynthetic process. Lineage: Eukaryota; Metazoa; Chordata; Mammalia; Rodentia; Cricetidae. The transcript has 2 exons. Gene Ontology annotation, cellular component: mitochondrial membrane. Bases 1 to 354 code for a protein of 117 amino acids. The record is from RefSeq and is a predicted model, not a curated record.
AUGACCAUGAAAAAGUGUUAUGAAGAAGGACAGUGGCCUUUACAUUAUCUCGGCUUUGGCUAUGCAGCCCUGGUUGCUACUGGUGGGAUUAUUGGCUAUGCAAAAGCAGGUAGUGUGCCAUCCCUGGCUGCUGGACUCUUCUUUGGGAGCCUAGCAGGCCUUGGUGCUUACCAGCUGUCUCAGGAUCCCAGGAACAUGUGGGUUUUCCUAGCUACAUCUGGGACCUUGGCUGACGUCAUGGGGAUGAGAUUCUACAACUCUGGGAAAUUUAUGCCUGCGGGUUUAAUCGCGGGUGCCAGUUUGCUGAUGGUUGCCAAGCUUGGAAUUAGUGUGCUGAGUUCUCCCCAUCCAUAGUAGCCAUACCCCUGCUUG